Tauraco erythrolophus (red-crested turaco) is the source of this 3545-nucleotide messenger RNA. The record is from RefSeq and is a predicted model, not a curated record. Lineage: Eukaryota; Metazoa; Chordata; Aves; Musophagiformes; Musophagidae.
GUUCUAAUGUCAACGGGCUGGAGGAGCCCAGUCUGGCCAAGCGGCUGCGUGGCACGCCUGAGCGCAUCGAGCUGGAGAACUACCGUCUGUCCCUGCAGCGGGAGGAGGAACUGGAAGAGGUUCCCGAGGAGACGCUAGCAGAGCAUAACCUGAGCAGUGUGUUGGACAAAGGAACAGAAGAGGAUGUGCCCAGCAGUAGUUCAGAGUCUGAGAUGGAGGAGGAAGAUGAGGAGGAAGACGAUGAACUACUGCUGCCUCAGCAACCCCCUUCAGACUUGGGCGGUGUGCCAUGGAAGGAGGCUGUGCGCAUCCAUGCCCUCCUGAAGGGCAAGAGUGAAGAAGAGAUUGAGGCUGAGGAAAAUCAUGAGAUCGAGGACAAAGAAGACGAGGAGGAGGAGGAGGAGGAAGAUGAAGAGGAGGAAGACGAGGAGUCAAGCGAAGAGGGAGAGUAUUGCCCUUGGGAGAGAGAGCUGCAGCAAGGCCUCUGGCUCCAACAUCUCUCAAACGAAGAGGACACGGGUACAUUUAAAGCUGGAAACCUUAGGCUGCAGCAGAUUGUAAAUCCGGUUGAUCCUCUGGAGAUCCUGGCAGAUGUGCACUGGACACACAUCCGUGAAAAAGAGGAGGAGGAAAAAAUGGUCCCAACCUCCAAGUCCUCCACCUCCAGAGCAUCCGACCUUCCCUCCGUACGCCAUGAGGCGGUACAGGCGUGGCUGGAGACGGUCCCUGGAGCUCCAUGUGAGGAUAAUGAUGUGGAGGACGAGCUGGGCACAGAGCCUGCAGACACAGAAGGGCAGGCAGGUGAAGAGGGAGAUACGGGUGCAGAGCUGGAUGACGAUGACAUCCCAUCUGAUGCAGAAGCACAGUUUCACUUACAUCAAGGUGGCGUGGAAGAGCCAGAACUAAAAGUCUCUGAAGAUGAAGAAGAUGAAGGAGCAGAAAGUGGUUCUUCCAGUGUGACAGGAGAUCCAUGCAAGCCAUCCAUCCCUAUCCAGCCAUCUAGUGACAGUGUUCUUCCUCUGUCUCCAGUUGAUAGUCCCAAAGCAAAAGAAGCAGAGGAUAUAAAAGAUCCCCUGGCUGAAGUAACCUGUGCAAUAAAAUCUCCAGAAGCACGCUUUUUUCCUGAGCCGUUCAUUCCUGAAGAAGGACCAAAGGAUGAAAUUCCCAAAGACAGGAAAGUUAAGAGCCCUUUGGUGCCACCAUCUCCAGUGUUAUCGCAGCCAGUUGCAUCACCAGAAGCCAUUGCACCUACAUCACUAGCAGAGUCUCAGCCAUCAGUACCAACACUGGCUUCAUCCCCAACAUCUGCUCAAAUGCCUAUUUGUUCCCAGCCUUUGCCUUCUGCCGAAACAUCCAUUCCAUCCCCUGUGGAGCCACCAGUAUGUUUCCAACCUGUCCCAGCCUUAACGUCUACUCCUUUAGCCAAACUGGUCCUUAGGGGCCAGCAUAGUGAGGUCGAAAAACUGGGGAGCCCUACUACUGCAGAAGAAGCCCUGAAACGGAGUAACCUUGUAGAGGAGUUCUGGAUGAAGAGCGCUGAAAUCCGGAGGAGCUUAGGACUCACCCCAGUAGACAGAAACAAACGCCCUGAGACAAACUUUACUGUAUCUGCCCUUGAGACAACUCCUCUGAAGACUUUUAAUAGCGAGAAUAUUUCAGGGGAUGAAAGGAUCCAUCUUGUGAAACCCCAGCCUGCCCCAAGAAGACAGGGACUGUCCAAGUUGGAAAAUGAGCAGAUUUCUCUGCUCACUCCAAAAUCGCCAUCAGAAAAAGAGCUAAAGGGUUCCAGUGAAGUAAGGAGGGAUGUAUCCAGCAGUUCCGGACUUGGCCUUCAGGAGAGCUCAUCUAACAUGAGAACUAUGGCUAGCCAGAGCUUCAAUACUUCUGACUCUACCAUGCUUACUCCUCCAUCGAGUCCGCCGCCACCACCUCCUCAGGAUGAAGAGCCAGCCACUCUGCGUAGAAAGAGGCACCAAGCAGUCUGGCAGAAUGAGAUCGAAGCCAGGUCACCUCCAACACCAGCAUCAACACCUCCUGUGCCCCCACGCCACGAGCCGACCUCUGCUGCCAAAGAGUCAACCCAGUCCAAGAAAGACGACGUGCGGAAAUCUUUUGCAGAGAGCGUGGAUGAGAUUCCUUUUGCUGACGAUGUAGAGGACACAUAUGAUGACAGGACAGAGGACUCAAGCCUUCAUGAGAAGUUCUUUACACCUCCUACCAGUAGGCCAAGGCCAGAAAAAACACUUCUUUUGCCCUUAGUCAAAGAAAAUGGUGGUCCGCCCUCAAUGGAAGGAGAAGUUAACCAAAAGAAGAGAGUGAUGCCUGAAAUUUCUGCAGAAGCCAAGGAGCUCGCUGAAGAAAGAAUGAGAGCCAGAGAGAAGUCUGUCAAGAGCAAAGCACUGCGUGAUGCCAUGGCUAAACAGUUGUGUAAGAUGAAAGAUAUGGAGAUGGCUGCAGCUGGCGCCACAAGGGCAAGAAAGGCAUCUUCUAUGCCCUUGAAGACCAAAGAGUUGUUUUAUGACUCUCCAAAGUAUUUGGCCUUGAAAAUAGCAGAGGGAUCCACACUAAAGCAUGAUGCUACUAGUGACAAGUUCUCUACUCCUGCUGCUGAUGUGGCUGGACCUGAAGGGUCUGUCACCUCUUCAGAAGGCUCCAGUGGGAAGAGUAAGAAAAGAACUUCUCUUUUCUCCCCUCGUAAGAACAAAAAGGAGAAGAAAUCCAAAAAUGACAGCAGGCUUUCCGACAAAUCUAGUGGUGGGACAGAGGAAGCGACAAAGCCUAAGUCAUUAUGGAAGUCUGUUUUCUCUGGGUACAAGAAAGACAAGAAGAAAAAGGCUGAUGACAAAUCCUGCCCAAGUACUCCCUCAAGUAGUGCCACUGUGGAUUCUGGCAGGCACAAAGCUUCUCCGUUGAUUACGGCUGCAGAUUUGCAGCUCCGUCAACAUCUGAGUUUCUCAGAGGACUCUGACCUCUCCAGUGAUGAUAUCCUGGAACGUUCUUCCCAGAAAUCCAGGCGAGAGUCGAUUUAUGUACCACACGCCUUGGCAUUCAAGAGAUCAUACUCGUCAAAGAGAGCCUACACAGAAGAGGAACUGAAUGCCAAGCUGACCCGGCGAGUACAGAAAGCUGCCCGUAGACAAGCCAAGCAAGAGGAGCUAAAGAGGUUACACAGAGCUCAGAUCAUCCAGCGGCAGCUUGAACAAGUGGAAGAAAAGCAGAGGCAACUCGAGGAGAGAGGGGUUGCUGUGGAGAAAGCCCUUCGAGGAGAAGCAGGAGUAUCAUCUGAUCUGGCAGAGCAUAUGAGUGAAGGAGUGCUUGGUUCAGAUGAUGCUGAUAGUAAUAUAAAGAUUUGGAAAAAAGAACCCUCAAUUGCAAGGAGUCAGAUAUCCAACGGGCAAACGCAGCGUGCGUGUACCCGACAGAUCACGUACCUGAUUACAAGGAUCAGGGAAUCAGAAAUGAUAAGAGUGUUGGAAAAUGGAACAGGUGUUCGGAAGACGUUUGAGCUUGUUGCUUGGAUUGAGGAGCAACUGCUAUACCUGUGA